AUGCAGCGCGCUCUGUCUACCCGGACAUCUGUCCUGUCGGCCGCUUCCAAGCGUGCCCCCUUCUACCGGCCUGCUGGCUUCAACCUCCAGCAGCAGCGUUUUGCUCACAAGGAGCUCAAGUUUGGCGUCGAAGCUCGUGCCGACCUCCUCAAGGGUGUCGACACCCUUGCCAAGGCUGUUACCUCGACUCUCGGCCCCAAGGGUCGCAAUGUGUUGAUCGAAUCGGCCUACGGAUCCCCUAAGAUCACCAAGGAUGGUGUGACUGUCGCCAAGGCCAUCCAGCUUCAGGACAAGUUCGAGAACCUCGGUGCCCGCCUCCUCCAGGACGUUGCCUCCAAGACCAACGAGCUCGCCGGUGAUGGUACCACUACCGCCACCGUCCUGGCCCGUGCUAUCUUCUCCGAGACCGUCAAGAAUGUCGCGGCUGGCUGCAACCCCAUGGACCUGCGCCGGGGUAUCCAGGCCGCCGUCGAGGCUGUGGUGGACUACCUGCAGCAGAACAAGCGGGACAUCACCACCGGCGAGGAGAUCGCUCAGGUGGCCACCAUCUCCGCCAACGGCGACACCCACGUCGGCAAGCUCAUCUCGACUGCCAUGGAGCGCGUCGGCAAGGAGGGUGUCAUCACCGUGAAGGAGGGCAAGACUCUGGAGGAUGAGCUUGAGGUCACCGAGGGUAUGCGUUUCGACCGUGGUUACACUUCCCCCUAUUUCAUCACCGACCCCAAGGCCCAGAAGGUCGAGUUCGAGAAGCCCCUGAUCCUGCUGUCGGAGAAGAAGAUCUCCGCCGUCCAGGACAUCAUCCCUGCUCUGGAGGCCUCGACCACCCUUCGCCGCCCCUUGGUCAUCAUCGCCGAGGACAUCGAGGGCGAGGCCCUCGCGGUCUGCAUCCUGAACAAGCUCCGUGGUCAGCUCCAGGUCGCUGCCGUCAAGGCCCCUGGUUUCGGUGACAACCGCAAGAGCGUCCUGGGUGACCUGGGUGUUCUCACCAACGGCACUGUCUUCACCGAUGAGCUCGACAUCAAGCUCGAGAAGCUCACCCCCGAUAUGCUCGGAUCUACCGGCUCUAUCACCAUCACCAAGGAGGACACCAUCGUUCUCAACGGUGAGGGCACCAAGGACUCGAUCGCCCAGCGCUGCGAGCAGAUCCGCGGUGUCAUGGCCGACCCCACCACUUCCGAGUACGAGAAGGAGAAGCUCCAGGAGCGUCUGGCCAAGCUCUCUGGUGGUGUCGCCGUCAUCAAGGUCGGCGGUUCCUCCGAGGUUGAGGUCGGUGAGAAGAAGGACCGUGUCGUUGACGCCCUGAACGCCACCCGUGCCGCCGUCGAGCAGGGUAUCCUCCCCGGUGGUGGUACCGCUUUGCUCAAGGCCUCUGCCAACGGACUGGAGGGUGUCAAACCCGCCAACUUCGACCAGCAGCUGGGUGUCAGCAUCAUCAAGAGCGCCAUCACCCGCCCGGCUCGCACCAUUGUUGAGAACGCCGGUCUGGAGGGCAGCGUCAUCGUCGGCAAGCUGACCGACGAGUUUGCCAAGGACUUCAACCGCGGCUACGACAGCUCCAAGAGCGAGUACGUCGACAUGAUCUCCAGCGGUAUUGUCGACCCGCUCAAGGUCGUCCGCACCGCCCUGGUUGACGCCAGCGGUGUCGCCUCCCUGCUCGGUACUACCGAGGUGGCCAUCGUCGAGGCUCCCGAGGAGAAGGCUCCUGCCCCUGGCGGUGGCAUGGGCGGCAUGGGCGGUAUGGGUGGCAUGGGUGGCGGCAUGUUCUAA
Molecule: messenger RNA, 1767 nt
Organism: Penicillium alfredii
Lineage: Eukaryota; Fungi; Ascomycota; Eurotiomycetes; Eurotiales; Aspergillaceae
Gene: hsp60
Product: chaperone ATPase HSP60
Exons: 3
Coding region: 1-1767 (588 amino acids)
Biological process (GO): protein import into mitochondrial intermembrane space; protein refolding; mitochondrial unfolded protein response
Cellular component (GO): mitochondrial inner membrane; mitochondrial matrix
Molecular function (GO): ATP binding; ATP-dependent protein folding chaperone; protein-folding chaperone binding
Source: RefSeq, a predicted model, not a curated record